Messenger RNA from Penicillium coprophilum, 222 nucleotides. RefSeq lists its product as uncharacterized. Lineage: Eukaryota; Fungi; Ascomycota; Eurotiomycetes; Eurotiales; Aspergillaceae. The coding region runs from base 1 to 222 and encodes 73 amino acids. The transcript is spliced from 3 exons. The record is from RefSeq and is a predicted model, not a curated record.
AUGUUCACCGUGGAUCAAAUCUUAGUAACAUUUAAAGACUCGGCCACUACCGAGCAGAUCAAUUCAUACGUCGAACAGAUCAACGCACACGAUGGAACUGUAAUCAACAGAUUUCCAGACAUGAUCACAAGAGGAUUCACUGCCUCUAUAACGGAUGAAAUCCUCCAAAAGCUCCGGUCAGACCCUCUGGUGGACCGCAUCACGCCUGGUGCCUCCAAUUAA